Molecule: messenger RNA, 429 nt
Organism: Arabis nemorensis
Lineage: Eukaryota; Viridiplantae; Streptophyta; Magnoliopsida; Brassicales; Brassicaceae
Source: the annotation of a GenBank genome assembly
AUGGUGGUGGUUAGGUGUGGUUCGGGAUUGUGGUGGUGGUUCGUGAUGAAGUUUGAUGCUCAUCUAUAUACUGGUGGUGCGCUUGACCUUUACUCGCGAAAACCGCUCUUGUGCUCCGAUCGAUCUCCCUCUGGAUCUGGCUAUGCUUGCCGAAUCGGUGGAUCUCUCAUGUUGUUGGUCGUCUCUCUUCGGCCUAGUCGUAGUGUUUUCUUCGCCUUCUUAUUUGAGAAGGCUUGUGUAGUGGUGUGUAGAUGGUGUUGUGUUUCGCAUAAGAUGGUGGGUUUUGGGAGUUGCUCUGAUGGUGAUUGUGGUUUGGUCGUAGCCGCUUUUAUUACUAUUGGUUUGCUCUUUCUGCUUGCUGAUCUUGUUUGUUGUGGUCCUCGCAAUCGUCCUGGAGUGUGUUGUGCGGUUCUUUCAUCAGAUCUUUAG